Molecule: messenger RNA, 5293 nt
Organism: Phycodurus eques (leafy seadragon)
Lineage: Eukaryota; Metazoa; Chordata; Actinopteri; Syngnathiformes; Syngnathidae
Gene: cntnap2b
Product: contactin associated protein 2b
Source: RefSeq, a predicted model, not a curated record
GUGGAACCUUCUGUUGACCCCUCACCUCCUCCUUCGGAUAUUUUGGGGCGCUCGGAAAUUGCGCCGCUGUCUGGACCGUACCAAGUGUCUCCGUGAGAGGGGGUACCUCGACGGCCGCAUCGGUCGGGCGGGCUCUUUUCUGCGUGACCAUGCACCUGCCGUUCGAUGCCCCUGGACAUCGGUUUUUCCCGACGGCCUCGCUCGCGCCCCCCACAAUCGGUCCAAAACGACGCUGAAGCUACGUAGGUGGCUCACUUGUCUUGGUUCAGUGCGGAGCCAUUCAGCGACGUCUUAGGCCGUCAACAGAGAGCGACAAGAGGAGAGGAGGGGAAAGGAGGGACGGCGGCGGACGCGCUCUAUUGUCUCGGGUUGAUUGGGAUUGUCGGGUCCCCUCACGAAGAUGUCUCAGGCGACCACGUCGUCGUUGCUGGCAGCACUGUGUAGCAGCGUCCUCCUCGUCGUCACCGGCAGAGCGUCGUCCUCACUUCACCGAAGGUGUGAGGACAGUUUGGCCACGCCUCUUCCUUAUAGCUCCUUCACCAGCUCAUCAGUUUACGCUCGAGAUUAUGGGGCUGGCUAUGCCAAGCUUAACCGGAAACAAGGCGCCGGAGGCUGGUCGCCUUCCGAUUCAGACCGCUACCAGUGGUUACAGGUCGACUUGGGUGCCAGCAAGCAGCUCGUUGCCAUAGCGACUCAGGGUCGCUACAGUAGCUCCGACUGGACCGGCAAAUAUCAGCUUCUUUAUAGUGACACACAGACAAACUGGAGGCCUUAUCGACAGGAUGGAAGCAUCUGGACAUUUGACGGGAAUGUGAACAGCGAUGGUGUGGUUCGUUAUGAGCUGCAGCACGCCUUCUUGGCCCGUUAUAUCCGCUUUGUUCCAUUGGAAAAGAGCAAGGCGGGACGUGUCGGAAUACGUCUGGAACUAUAUGGCUGCUCGUACUGGGCUGAUGUGAUCGGUUUUGAUGGCCAUGGAAUCCUCUCCUACCGCUUCAGGAGUAAAAAAAUGAAGAUUGUGAAGGAUGUCAUUGCUCUUAAGUUUAGAACCACAGCUGGGGAUGGGGUGCUGCUUCACGGGGAGGGACAGCAAGGAGACUAUGUUUCUCUGGAGCUCCGAAGGGCGAGACUUCAGCUCAGCAUGAACCUUGGCAGCAACCAAUAUGGCUCCAUCCAGGGUCACACCUCUGUGACCAGUGGGAGCUUACUUGAUGAUGACCAUUGGCACUCCGUUGUCAUAGAGCGUUACCGAAGGAAUGUCAACUUUACCCUGGAUCACCAUGUUCAUCACUUCAGGACCAAUGGAGAGUUUGCGCACCUCGAUCUUGACUAUGAGAUUAGCUUUGGGGGCCUACCUCUAUCAGCAAAAUCAAGCUCAGGAGGUCGAGAGAACUUUGUGGGCUGUAUGGAGGGGAUCACCUACAAUGGCGACAACAUCACGCACUUGGUCCGCAGGGGGAAAGUGGACAUCUCCAGCUUUCGCAACUUAACAUUCUCAUGUGCUGAGUCCAACACCUUCCCAGUCUUCUUCAACUCCACAUCCUUCCUGCGCCUGCCUGGUCAGACUGACAGUGACACCCUGUCUGUCAGUCUGUCUUUCAGAACAUGGAACCCAAAUGGACUGCUAAUGUUCACAGUGCUGGCUGAUGGCUGGGUGGAGGUGGGACUGGCGGAGGGCAAGAUAACUGUAUAUAUGAAUGUGACGCAAAAGAAGAACACACACAUUGACAUUUCAUCAGGCUCCGGCCUGAAUGAUGGCCAGUGGCACAGUGUCCAUCUGAAUGCUUUGGAGAACUAUGCGAUGCUAACAGUGGAUGGAGACGAGGCAUCCACAGUCAGAACAGCCAUCCCAGUUCAUGUCAUGACUGGAGGAACAUACUACUUUGGAGGUUACUUUCCACAUACAGCCACUCACACUCUUCAGCGCCCCUUCCAGGGCUGCAUGCAGUUGAUCCACAUAGAUGAUCAUCUAGCUGACCUCAAGGCUGUGGAACAAGGUCUCAUUGGAACAUUUGAAAAUGUCAGCCUGGAUAUGUGCGCUAUCACUGACAGGUGCGUUCCCAACCACUGUGAGCAUGGUUCCCGUUGUUCUCAGACAUGGGAUGCAUUCACCUGCAACUGUAGUGGCACCGGAUACGCUGGAGCUACCUGCCAUACCUCCAUGUUUCAGCAGUCCUGUGAGGACUAUAAGCACCAGGGUAGAAGCUCUGGGAGUUACUGGAUUGACCCAGAUGGCAGUGGGAGUUUAGAACCUUUCAGAGUUAUGUGUGACAUGACAGAAGACAAAGUUUGGACUACAUUGAAAAACAACCUCGCACCUCAGACAUCAGUCAUGACUGCUGAUCCAGAUGAGAAGGCAGUGCUGCAGAUCACUUACAAUGUAACAGAUGAGCAGCUGUUUUCGGUCACCAGCAGUGCUGAAAAGUGUGAGCAAUAUCUAGCCUACGCUUGCCGAAUGUCUCGUCUGCUCAACACUCCAGGCAGUGAACCGUUUACCUGGUGGUUAGGACGAGCCAAUGAGAGACAUUUCUAUUGGGGAGGUUCAGGCCCAGGGAUACAGAAGUGUGCAUGUGGAAUAGAACACAACUGUACUAACCCCAAACACUAUUGCAACUGUGAUGCUGAUCAGCGCUCCUGGAGAGAGGAUGCAGGCCUGUUGGUGUAUAAGGACCAUUUGCCAGUCCGGCAGGUUGCGGUCGGCGAUACAGGCAGAGCUGGAUCUGAAGCCAAGCUGACAGUGGGGCCGCUUAGAUGCCAGGGGGACCGGAAAUUCUGGAAUGCUGCGUCCUUCACCAGUCCAGCUUCCUCCCUCCACUUCUCUUCCUUCAGAGGAGAAACCAGCACUGACAUCUCCUUCUACUUUAAGACCUCCUCCGGUCAUGGAGUCUUUCUGGAGAACUUGGGAACAUCUGACUUCCUUCACAUUGAACUAAGAGGAGGCUCCCUGGUGUCGUUCUCCUUUGACGUGGGCAGUGAGCGAAUGGAGCUUGUUGCGCGAUCUGCGGUGCCCCUAAAUGAUGACCAGUGGCAUCGUGUGGAGGCUGAGAAGAACGUCAAAGAGGCGGUGCUGCAGCUUAACGGGCAGCACCGAGAGGUCAGACGCAUGCCUCCGCAGGGCCACACAAAACUGGAGUUCUACAGUGACCUGUACCUUGGUGCCUCAGGUGGUCAGAGGGGUUUUCUGGGCUGCAUGCGAGCUCUGAAGAUAAGUGGACUUACCUUUGACCUGGAGGAGAAGGCUAAAGUGACUCCAGGGGUAGGUCCCGGCUGCCAGGGCCACUGCAGCAGCUAUGGGAUGCACUGCAAGAAUGGAGGCAAAUGUGUGGAGCAGUACAACAGAUACUCCUGCGACUGCUCACUCACUGCGUUCGAUGGCCCCUUCUGCACUGAGGAUGUGGGUGCCUACUUUGAAACGGGGACUCUGGUGCGCUAUGACUUUUCGCCAGAGGCAGCCCCCUCUGUGGUCCAGGAGGGGAAAAGCUUUUCAGCCGUUGCCGUUCCCAUUGAGGCCAACCUGACUCACGAGGAGCUUAUUUUCAGCUUCAGCACUUCCAGCGCUCCAAGCAUCCUGGUGUACAUCAGCUCCAGGACUCAGGACUACCUGGCUGUGGUGCUCAGGCAUAACGGAACGCUCCAGAUCCGCUACAGAUUGGGAGGGCUAACAGAACCUUUCACGAUAGAUAUUGACCAUCGCAACAUGGCCAACGGGCAGCCUCACGCUGUCAACUUAACCCGACACUUUCGGGAGAUACGAUUGCAGCUGGACCACUACCCAGUGUCAACUUACACACUCCCUGAGGCCUCCGAUACAGAAUUCAACUUGAUCAAAAGUCUGUUUCUCGGAAAGGUUUUUGAAACGGGACAGAUUGACCCGAUCUUGAUCGAGCGCUACAACACACCGGGCUUCGUGGGCUGCCUCUCAAGAGUUCAGCUGAACAGUGUGGCACCACUCAAAGCCGCCCUGCGCUCUGGCCAGGCGGCGCCCGUCGGCACCCACGGGAUUCUGGUCCCGUCCAAUUGCGGAGCCUCUCCUUUGACUCUCUCUUCCCUGGCAGCGAAUGACCCCUGGCACGUAGAAACCGUCGGAGCCGCUUCUCCUUUCAGCGAGGAAUCGUCCGGCGGCAAUGCCGUCGAUCGAAACUCUGCUGUCAUUGGAGGCGUCGUUGCCAUGGUCGUCGUCACGGUGUCGUGCAUCAUGGUGUUUGUCGUCCGCCACACGUUCCGACACAAAGGCUCCUACCACACCAACGAGGCCAAGGGAGCCGAGUCGGCCGACUGCGCCGACGCAGCGAUCAUCGUCAACGACCCCGCCUUCACCGAAACCAUUGACGAAAGCAAGAAGGAGUGGUUCAUCUGAGCCAUCUUUCUCAACAGCAACAUGGACGCAAAGACUGUAGGAUGUAUGUAGUUAGUAAAUAGUGGAACCUGGAGAACUUGUUUAGGGGCGUUUGUGUGGACAUCAGCGCAUCCGUGUUGAGCACGUGAGGCAAAGCCUGUGGGAGGCAGUUUAUUUGAACCAUUUUAAAACCAACUGCGGGGCAAAGAAAACGCCACGGACGGACGGACGUGGGAAUGAUACGCUCAAUAGCUUCAUUUAUUUAUCGAUAUUUAUGUUCUAUUUCGUAAUGUAUUUUCUUUAUUUGCAUUCUUGCAGUAAAUACGGUCAAGGGAAAGACAACAAUCCUGUAAACCGCUACUUUGUGCCAACUAAUAAUACUGCACAUUCAUAACGACGCUAUAAUCAUGCUUUGUUUUAUGUGCAGCAGUGAAAUCUUACCGUGCAUGUCGAAGGAAAUUCAACGCUUUUGAUUUAUUUUGUGCCUAAUUGUCUCUGAAAUGACCAAACUGCACUGAUUUUAUUCUUCACUCUUGCUGCCAAAAUCCGUUUCAGACACCACUGGAAUCCCAUCAGUCCGAAAGACUCCACUGGUUUUGCUCCCCCAGUAUUCAUUUAAUGUGAUUUUAAAAAAUAAAACAUAAAAAUGUAAUUAAAUUGUAGCACUCCAGCGCAGUGUUUAGUUAGUAAGUAAGAUAGCUCGGCGAUUCCACCUACAAUUACUUUAUCAACUGGAUGAAUGGGCUGCUUUUUUUUUUUUUAAAAGGUACAUUAUCUUAAAACAACCUGUUUACGUUUCAUGAAGGAUGCCGUUCCAAGUUAACAAUGUUGCUUCCGUACAAACUAUAGCUUACUCACAUUGUGACAUUUGAUUGUGUCCCAUUUCUUUGCAGUGCGAUGUAAUAGCAUGACAUUUUCUUCAUUGUUUUCUGUAAAAUGCUUUGUCUGAUUCUUUUAUAG